Galleria mellonella (greater wax moth) is the source of this 2246-nucleotide messenger RNA. RefSeq lists its product as uncharacterized. Gene Ontology annotation, molecular function: protein dimerization activity; DNA binding. The record is from RefSeq and is a predicted model, not a curated record. The transcript has 2 exons. The coding region runs from base 117 to 1988 and encodes 623 amino acids. NCBI's taxonomy places the organism in Eukaryota, Metazoa, Arthropoda, Insecta, Lepidoptera, Pyralidae.
UCUGGUAACGUGACUUCCUGGUAACGUGUUAGGUAGGAAAAGCAGUAAAAAAGUGCAUAUUAAGGGAGCAGAUUUGAAAUAAUAUUUAUACUUAACAAGAAAUAAUUAAAGGUUCAAUGGGGAGACCUAAAGAUUUACGCAUAUGGGAGCACUACCGUACUUUACCAAACAAGUCUGUUUCUUGCAAGCUUUGUAAUAAGGUCUACAAAUUCAGUAAUGCUGCCAAAAUGCUUCAACAUCUUAUCACUUGUCCAAAAUCUCCAGAAACAUUAAAAGACUCUAUGAAACUUAUAAAAGAUAGCUCGUCCAAAACCAAAAUGUCUGGACUGUCAGAGAUAGAGACAAAUGAUUCUUUUAUAAGCCCCUCGUCGUCUGCUAACACUACAAUAAAUGCUGAGUUUCAAGACACCGAUGAUCAUAUAAAAACAGAAUUAGCGAGAGCUAUAUUUGUAACAGGGACGCCAUUAUCGAUGGUGCAACAUCCUUUAUGGAUACAAUUUUUCGAAAAAUUGCAACCAAAAUUUAAAAUACCUUCACGUAAAGCUUUAGCGACAAAAUACUUAGAUAAAAUAUAUAGAGAAAUGCGUUUUGAGUUAAAUGAGGAACUAAAUGCUUGUAGUUACUUACACCUUCAGUGCGAUGGCUGGUCUAAUUUAAGAAAUGAAGGAAUAAUAAACUUUCUUAUAUCAAAACCUCAACCUGCAUACGUUAAAAGUUUGAAUACAGAAAGUAAUCCUCACACUAGUGAAUACCUUAGCCAAGAAGUUGAAAAAGUAAUGAAAGUGUAUGGAGCAAAUAAGUUUCUUGUACUUAUUGGCGAUAACGCUAGAAAUAUACAAAAGGCAUUCGAAUUAACAAAACUCAAAUAUCCACAUGUUGUUCCUCUCGGUUGCUGUGCACAUAUCCUUAACUUGUUGUGCCAAGAUAUUGUAAAGAUACAAGAAGUAACUGUGUUUAUUAUGCAAGCCAUAAAUAUAAUAAAAACUGUUAAAAGGAGUCAACGAUUAAGUUCCUUGUUGAUAAAAUCAAGGCAGGGUGAAGAUUCUACACAAACACUAAAAUUGCCUUGUGCUACAAGAUGGGGAAGUCAUGUUACUUCGUUAAAAAGUUUGAAAGCAAAUAAGAUAGCUUUGCAAAUAUUAACAGUUAGAGAAGAUGUGGUAAUUUCAAGAGAUAUUAAAGAUUUAAUUCUAAGUGAUGAUUUCUGGACGAAGACAGGGGAAUGUAUAAGUAUUUUGGAACCAGUCACUGAAAGCAUAUUUUACUUAGAGAGCGACCAGAAUCGUUUGCAUCGCACAUACAUUACAUUUAGAGAUGUACAAGCUAAGAUACGUUUUGCAUUAAAUGAGAUUUCGACAUUGAGCGAAGAAAGCAAACAGCAGAUUCUAACAUCAGUAUCUUCAAGAUGCAAUAUGGCAAUGAGGCCAAUACAUUUUGCAGCAUAUAUUCUAGACCCCAGGACUCUAGGAGUCGAACUUACUCAAGAGGAAGAACUUAAGGGUAUGGAGUUUAUCUACAAUUUAAGCCAACACUUAAGUUUGUCAAAUGUAAUGGCAGAUUUGGCGUGUUAUAAAGCUAAAGAAAACUUUUGGGCCAGAGGAUUUGUAUGGAGCUCAUUAGAUAGCAUUGAGCCCCUAAUAUGGUGGAAAGGUAUUUGUGGUUCCACUGAGUUAAGCAAAGUAGCGAUUCGUAUUCUAUCAGCUCCCUGUACUUCGGCAGCCACUGAGCGUUCCUUUAGUAUCCAAGGCUACAUACAUAAUAACAAAAGAAAUCGACUUACAACUGAAAGAACUGAAAAAAUUUCAUUCAUUUGUUAUAACUGGAAUCUUAAACAUAAAGCUGAAUGCGAGGACAUUCAGUUUAAUGAAGAAAAUACCUUAGAAGCUUUCAUUGAGCAAGUAAAUGAACAUAACAGUUUAGACGAAAUAGAGCCUAUCGAACCUAUACAAUUCAUCGCUUGUAAUAACUCUGAAUCUGACAGUGAUUGACUGUAGUUUUACAUUUUACUUUCAUCUCUUUCUUAAUAAACUCAAAAUCAAAUUAAAAGUUUUUUAUUCUGUAGGCUGCAUAAUAAUAUUGUCUAUGUCCAGUAUAGUGGACGUCUUGCGGCUGAGAUGACGAUGAUGAAGUACAAAAUCAUAAACACCCAAAAAUUUGGGUGUUUAUGGGGUUUAAACCCAAUAAACCCAAAACACCCGGUUUUUACCCACCAGACUUUAAACCCACCCAGGUGGAUUGCCCAUCUC